Molecule: messenger RNA, 898 nt
Organism: Polistes canadensis
Lineage: Eukaryota; Metazoa; Arthropoda; Insecta; Hymenoptera; Vespidae
Exons: 5
Coding region: 122-874 (250 amino acids)
Biological process (GO): mitochondrial transcription; transcription elongation by mitochondrial RNA polymerase
Cellular component (GO): mitochondrial nucleoid
Molecular function (GO): DNA polymerase processivity factor activity
Source: RefSeq, a predicted model, not a curated record
UAAAAAAGUGGAUUAUUUUAAAAGGUAUGAAAUCUCUCAAUUUCAUGCUUAUGAAUUGCACAAAUAUCGUGAUAAAAAUGGUAUAUAUAAAUCAUUAAAAGAUUUAUUUAAAAUAGAAGGUAUGACAAAAGAGAUAUUAGAUAAAUUUAUACUAUCAAUUAUUAAUAAUAAAGAAUUGGAAAAAGAUACAAAAUUAAAAAAGUCUAUUGUUUCCUCUUCGAUACGAAAUAUCUCACAACAGCAAAUAUCUACUAUAUUAGGGAUCUAUAUAGAACCUAAUAUUAUUAGUUGGACGUUACUCGAAACUAAAGAAAAAGUAUUGGAAUGGAAUUAUGAAAAUUGUUCACAAAAUACCAAACAUGAAAGUACUUCUCAACUACUUAAAUUGGCCUGUACAUUAAAUGAUAAGAUUCCCAAGGCUGACAUUUAUGUAGUAAAUGAUACAAAUUUUAAUUUUCACAUGGUAAAAUCUAUAGGACAGAUACAAAGAUUUUUACGGAAAGAGCAAUUGAAAGCAAUGAUUCUAGCUUUUCUUACACAAAAGACUUUAUCAUUGCAGGAAAACAAUGAAGUUUUAUCAAACGCAAAUAAUAUUUAUCUAUUGAAAUGUGAGGAUAUUGCAAAAUUAUUUGACAUUUACAUAGGUCGAGAAAUAACGUCUACUGCGACAGUAAUUGAAAGAUUAUUAUGUAAAACAGAUGGUACAAAUAUAAAAACUAAAAAUCCUAUUAGUGUAUAUAUACAACAAGAAAUAAUGCAAACAUAUAAUAAGCAAAUAGAUUCCAUAAAAGACCAAAUGAAUUGGUCUUUAUUAAUUGCUUUAACGUUUUUACAAUUAGGUGUUCUUCAUAAACAUGAUUAUAAUUUUGUUUGAGAUAAUAAAAAUGAUGAAUAAAUU